This is a messenger RNA of Osmia bicornis bicornis, 1185 nucleotides long. Its product is annotated as lipase member H-like. Gene Ontology annotation, molecular function: lipase activity. NCBI's taxonomy places the organism in Eukaryota, Metazoa, Arthropoda, Insecta, Hymenoptera, Megachilidae. The transcript has 7 exons. The coding region runs from base 86 to 1006 and encodes 306 amino acids. The record is from RefSeq and is a predicted model, not a curated record.
UCAGGAUCGUGAGCAUGGACGAGUGUCCUUAACCCUUUGCUUUUCUUCAGGGUGCAAAUUUUGUCUAUUUUUAUUAAAAAUAAAAAUGCCAAGGAUAUGGAAUUAUUUCUGGAUACUUUUGUGUAUUGUUGUUAAAAAUACCGUGGCAGGAAUAUGUGACGAGGAAAGUAAUCCUGAUACCGUUGCAAAAGUUCGUCUGUUGGUUUAUAAUGGCAACAGUUCUCAGUACAGUUUCAGCGAAGGUAAACUAGCAAAUCCUGAGGGUAUUGCUAAGGAUAUUGCAAGUAACAAGGACACGGUUAUGUAUAUUCACGGUUUCCUAGAGAAUCCAGAUGCUGAUAACGUUCUAACUAUAAUUAAAGCUUAUCUGGAUGAACGAGACGUUAACCUUAUAGCGGUGGAUUGGGGUGACGUAGCAAUUGACAUUAACUACGUUUUCGUGUCCAGCCAAGUGACCGUGAUAGGGAAGGCGGUUGCAGAAUUCCUGGAGAAACUCUCCAGGGUGAUCGAUUUGAACACGUUGCACGUGAUCGGGCAUUCUUUGGGUGCUCACGUAGCUGGCCAGAUCGGGAGAUCCAUGAAUGUUACUCUUACUCGCAUCACCGGAUUGGAUCCAGCGCUUCCGCUGUUUUAUCCUUCCACAUGCCACAUCCGGCCAACGGACGCGGAAGCUGUUGUCAUCCUUCAUACUGACGGUGGGUUUUAUGGGACCCCUGUGGACACGGGGACUGUUGACUUCUAUGCAAACAGAGGAGCCGUUCCACAACCGGGCUGCCCUAAAAUCAUCGGAAGUGAAUUGUGCAGCCAUCAAAGGUCGGUCAAGUUGUACGCCGAGUCUUUAAAGAAUUCUAAGGCCUUUCCAGUUCAUAAAUGCUUUGAUAAAUUAGAGAUCGGAGGGGUCAGCAAGAGUAUUUAUUUCGGAGAUUCCACGCCCGAUAACAUACAUGGUUCGUACUGUUUCGAUACCAACGCUCAGGCUCCGUAUGGUAAAGGAUCUUCCAUUUAAUUAUUAAACAGGAAAAUUUAAUAGAAAUGGUCCUAAGAUACCAAGAAUUUAUUUUGGAGGAAACCAAAUUUAAUAUACAUAAUUAGAAGGAUGAUUUAACACUUCAAAAAUGAUAUUACAAUUAACAUAUGGAUGGAAUUGAUAAGAAAUGAGGUUUAAUAUAAAAAGAUUCAACAUUU